Cryptomeria japonica (Japanese cedar) is the source of this 895-nucleotide messenger RNA. RefSeq names its product endochitinase 4-like. The coding region runs from base 26 to 754 and encodes 242 amino acids. NCBI's taxonomy places the organism in Eukaryota, Viridiplantae, Streptophyta, Pinopsida, Cupressales, Cupressaceae. Gene Ontology annotation, biological process: chitin catabolic process; carbohydrate metabolic process; cell wall macromolecule catabolic process. The transcript is spliced from 3 exons. The record is from RefSeq and is a predicted model, not a curated record. Gene Ontology annotation, molecular function: chitinase activity.
GCAAACCUAGGAAAACAAACAUACGAUGAAAAUCAUGUCUAUAGAAAAUAGUCGGAGUAAGAUCUUCUGGUCUUCUUCAGCAUGUGUACAGCUUGUUUUAUCAGUGUUACUGGAUGUGGGACUCUGCCAAACCGGCGGAGUGGGUUCUAUAGUUUCUUCUGAUGUCUUCAACUCUAUAGUUGGAGAAGCUGACAGUGGGUGUGCAGGAAAAGGGUUUUAUAAUUAUGACUCCUUCAUUAAUGCUUCUAAUGCUUUCAAUGGCUUUGGGACGACUGGGUCUUCUGAUGUUAAUAAGAGAGAAGCUGCCGCCUUCUUUGCUAAUGCUGCCCAUGAGACUGGAGGGUUUUGCUUCAUCGAAGAGCAGAAUCCUACAAUGAUGUACUGUGAUCCCUCCAACACUCAGUAUCCCUGCACCGCCGGUAAGAGUUAUUAUGGCAGAGGCCCACUGCAGCUCUCAUGGAACUACAACUACGGAGCGGCAGGAAAAGACCUUCAAUUUGAUGGGCUGAACAAUCCAGAGAUGGUGGCCACUGAUCCAUCCAUCUCAUUUAAGACGGCGGUGUGGUUUUGGAUGGUGAACAGCCAAUGUCAUACAGCAAUCACUUCUGACCAAGGCUUUGGAGGCACCAUUAAAGCUAUUAACAGCAUGGAAUGCGGUGGUGGAAAUGCUACAGCUGUGAGCAGCAGAGUUAAUUACUUCCAGAAGUUCUGCCAGCAACUUAAUGUCGAUCCGGGAUCGAAUCUUCAAUGCUAAUUCGCCUUUAGUCCUUCACUAUUAUUAAUAUGUAGAAUAAGACAGCCAUGCCGGCAACCUCCAUCUCCAUACAUUAACUUUUACCGUACUUAUAAGUCGAAUAAGUGUUUCGAUUUCCUACUGAUAUAAAUAUUAUAGAUA